Messenger RNA from Brassicogethes aeneus, 862 nucleotides. The record is from the annotation of a GenBank genome assembly. NCBI's taxonomy places the organism in Eukaryota, Metazoa, Arthropoda, Insecta, Coleoptera, Nitidulidae.
AUGAGUGAGGUUUUGCUCAUGAAUAUAAAUAUAAAAUCAAACCUUAAGGAUAUCAGUUCAAAAGUUGUGUUUGUAACUAACAAACUAUCAGAUAAUAUGCGUGCUAUUUUUGCUUUGGCUUUUUUGGCUUUGGUCACAGCUGGUCCAUUGAAAGAUGAUCCUGCUGAAGUUACUGCUGCCAAAAUCUUCAUUAACGAAUGCAUCGAAAAGGUUUUGAUUGACGGACUCCCAGAAGCCAAUAUUCCAAGUCAUGAGCCCCUUGUAUUCCACAAUAAAAAAAUUGAAAUACCAAUCCCAGGAACGGUGGCACACCUUCAACUUAACAACAUGAUAUUGGAAGGCGUCCCAGAAUUCGAACUUAGAGAAGUCGUAUCUCACCCAGAAAACAACCGCAAUGGUGUUUUCUUCGAUUAUAACAUCUACUGGAAAUCCAUGGUUCUUAAGAGCGGAUACAAAGUUAAGUUAGGGUUUGUUACAGUCGGUAAAGGAGAACAAAGUAUGACCAUGAACCAUGUAACUUUCUCCGGUACCUGGAACAUGACCAAUGCCGAGGGCUUGAAACAAUCCCUGGAUGCUUUCACACUUAACGUUGAAACUAAAAGCGUUGAUGUGGUGGUUACCAAUACCCCCUUUGAUGCACUAUGGAAACAAGCGGGACCUGCAAUGAACAUGGUCAUGAACAGCCCAGCUGUCAGCCAAAUUUUGUCAAAAGGUCUCUUAGAAAAAUUCAACGUGGACUGGAUGCAAAAAGGAGAAAGAAUCGACGCCAUGUUGAACUACUGCUGGCCAAAACAUUAAGAAUAUUAAUAUGUAUAUUACCGAUAAUAUAUUAAUAAUAAACUAAGUGAUGAGUUGAAUUACA